Molecule: messenger RNA, 2329 nt
Organism: Tigriopus californicus
Lineage: Eukaryota; Metazoa; Arthropoda; Copepoda; Harpacticoida; Harpacticidae
Product: MFS-type transporter SLC18B1-like
Exons: 9
Coding region: 934-2226 (430 amino acids)
Biological process (GO): transmembrane transport
Molecular function (GO): transmembrane transporter activity
Source: RefSeq, a predicted model, not a curated record
UAUUUUUCUCAUCUUUCUUUUCAUAGUUUGAAAAAAGUUAACAUAAGGAAGGUAUUCCACAAUUGCAGGCCAGAUCACAACAUGUACCGAAUUUCGGUGGAGGACAUCUUUGAAGCUCUCUUGGUCAUGCUGUCGUGUCCCUACGUGGACUUUUGUAAUUUAUCCUCAUGUUUUAUAAGUAGCAAAAACGACUGCCGAUGAAACAAGGUCAAGAGAAGCUACUUUGGAUCUUCGUGUCUCAGGAGUUGCGAUCAUGCCAAAUGGAACAUUGAAGGAACCCGUGGGAGAAGAAGGCACUUCAUUGUUUUGACAAGCCUGGAUUGUGGGGGGGCUCAAAAGUGUAUUAGUUCUUUACAAUCGCAACAAUUGACCUUAAAACCUGGUUGAAGACAAAGAUCAUUGAUGCCUUUAAGUACUUAUAGUAAAAGAUACAUUUCGUACCUCUUUUAAAUAUUGUAUCGCCACACUCUUCUCAGUUUGUCCCAAUACAGUAAAUCUCCCAUUCCUACAUUGUUCCCGCUCGCCUUAUUUGGCACAAUUUACAUUAAUAAAUUGUUAUUGACAUGAAUAAAGUGCAGUUAUAAAAAUACUUGCUCACUCAGCAAAUGUUUUUUCACCCUGAGAAAAAGCUGAGAUAAAGCAACCAUGGUAAUCAAAAUUCGUCUAGAAACAAGCAUGGUUGAAACGGUUGAUAUAUAGUCGACCCGGAGCCCUUCGAAAAAACUGAUUUGGCAAAUAAAAUCAACUCAAACUUGAGUUGUUUGACUAAAACGAAGAAAAGAAUGGAAAAACGCGAAUGUUAGAGAAUUGCGAACAGAAAAAUGAAAGUGAAUAUGAAACUGAUCAUUUGCCUAAAGUUCCUGCUCCUAAAGAUAAAUAUAUAAAAGCUUCAAUUCAUCUCGGUUCAGUAUCAACCACGCCUCAAUCAGAAGCAUGACAUCAAAGCUCAGACUAACUGUGUUGGUCAUAACAGUCGCUUUGGCCUACACUUUCUGGGGACUCCUCCUUUCUCUACAACCCGCAUUUUACCCUAUUGAAGCGGAAUCCAAAGGUGCCACUCCCUCGCAAUAUGGACUGGUCUUUGGGAUCGUCAGUCUGGCAGCCUUCAUCUUCUCGCCCAUCUUUGCGCAUUUCGGGAGCAAGAUUGGGCCCAAAUUACUCUACAACGUAGGGGGAUUUGUUCAGGGUCUUGCUGCAUUCGCUUUUGGGAGUUUAGAGUUCGUGAAUGGCACUUGGACAUUCAUUGGAUUGUCCUACGUCCUCAGGUUCAUUGAUGGAGUGGCCAAUGCCGCUUGUUCGGCCACUAUUGUCAGUAUCCUCAUGACUCUGAUUCCGGGUCACGAGUCUUCCAUAACAGCCUGGACUGAAAUGUUUUUAGGCUUUGGAUACAUGUUUGGACCUGUUUUGGGAUCGCUGUUAUUUGAGGUGGGUGGGUUUGCCCUUCCGUAUUACGUUGUGGGCGGGAUCGUGCUGGUUCUGGCCUUUGCUCUUCUCCUCAUUGUGCCCAAUGUCAAACCUGGUUCAUUAGCGAAAGGUCAGGAAACAAAGGACGAUACGAAGCCUUCACUCACCAUCAAAAAUGUUGUCACAUCCUUCCGGUUGUCCUUGCCAUUUUUGGACAAUUUCAUCAUUUACUGUGGAAAUGGGAUGGUGGAUUCGAUGCUUCAACCCCAUAUGAGGAAAUCCGCUGCUCAAGCCACACAAUUUCAAGUCAGCAUGGCCUUUCUCCUAAUGGCCGCUUUUUACAUGCUGUCGACACCCGUUGUAGGUUAUGCAUGUGAUCGAAUCAAGUCCCCUAUAUUGUUCUCCAUUGCCGGAAACAUUUUCAUGUUUGUCGCUUUUCUCUUCGUUGGACCAGCCCCGUUCUUCCCGUCCUUGUCGGCUUCAGUCCCAUUGCUCCUGGGCAUAAUGCCCAUCUUUGGUUUGGGCUACGGAUUCGUUUUGGUGUCCACGUUUUCCAGGGCUUACAAGGAGUCUGUCCAGCAAGGCUACCGGGACGAUGUUAACACAUACAUGGUCCUCACUGGCCUUUGGACGGCCUCCUUUCAUCUGGGAAGCUUUGUUGGCCCCACUGUGGCGGGAUUCAUCGUGGAUGCCAUUGGUUUCCCUCAGACUAGUCAGAUUUCAAUGGCAGUGUUUCUCCUAAUGGCCAUUGUUGAUUGUAUUCAGUACUAUUGUCAAGGCCGGAAAUCCAAGAGCCGAUCGCAAUAUGAAAAUUUGACGUGAUGCGUCAUUGAUUGGCAUUUGUAGCUCUUGUGGCGCCUAUUACCACCAAUUCAAACCUCCAAAUGUAUCUUAUUGUCAAAGUGUUAUUACAAGAAAAAGCAAA